Molecule: messenger RNA, 858 nt
Organism: Nematolebias whitei (Rio pearlfish)
Lineage: Eukaryota; Metazoa; Chordata; Actinopteri; Cyprinodontiformes; Rivulidae
Product: elongation factor 1-alpha-like
Exons: 3
Molecular function (GO): GTP binding
Source: RefSeq, a predicted model, not a curated record
CCCAACCUGACCACUGAAGUAAAGUCUGUGGAGAUGCACCACGAGUCUCUGCCUGAGGCUGUGCCUGGUGACAACGUGGGCUUCAAUGUCAAGAACGUCUCCGUGAAGGAAAUCCGUCGUGGAUACGUCGCCGGUGACAGCAAGAACGACCCACCCAAGGCUGCCGACAGCUUCAACGCUCAGGUCAUCAUCCUGAACCACCCAGGCCAGAUCAACGAGGGUUACGCCCCCGUCCUGGACUGCCACACCGCUCACAUCGCUUGCAAGUUCAAGGAGCUGAUUGAGAAGAUCGACCGUCGUUCUGGCAAGAAGCUUGAGGACAACCCCAAGUUUGUCAAGUCUGGAGACGCUGCCAUCGUCAAACUGAUCCCACAGAAGCCCAUGGUUGUGGAGCCCUUCUCAAACUACCCUCCCCUCGGUCGUUUUGCCGUGCGUGACAUGAGGCAGACCGUGGCCGUCGGCGUCAUCAAAGCUGUGGACACCAAGGACGUCGCCGGAAAGACAACCAAGGCUGCAGAGAAGGCCCAGAAGAAGAAAUGAAUGGUCGUGCAGGACGUCCAGCGAGGUGUCGUGUGCCGGCAGCUGCGGGCCGCGUCCUCCCCCAUCUCUCACCAUCAUGGGUCAUCUUCUCUGAGGCACAGCUCUCUACUCAAGGACUGGCUUAUGCUGAUUAAAACCCAUCGAAAGAGUUUUCGCAGGAAAAAACUUUGUGGCAUUGUCGCCUAAUUUCACAGGAUGGUGCCUCAGUUUAAGUUGGAAAUGGUUUAGAACUGUAUCUCUUCUCUUUAAACGCCACAAAUUAAUUGGAAAAGAAGCAGCUGGUAACUAAUGAAAAAUAAAUCUCUGAAAAAAUUGCAA